UAAAUAUUUUAAAAUGAUACCUUAUUUAUGGAACGCCACAUCUGUCUUAAGGCUACAAAAUACGCAUCAUACUGUCAUAACAUACAUUGUUAUACACCUUAAUUUUUUCCCUACAUAAAACUAAUACAAUCUAAAACGAACAUUUCAACUGUUAAAUCAACUCUCACACUCGUGGUCUAUUGACCGGUCAAUAGUUUUCGAACUGUUGACCGGGCAAUAGUCUGCUCUAUUUCUAUUGGCUACGCAAGUCACGUGAUUAUCAGUCUGCUGUUUUUACAUAAUGGCGAGGUUUACUAAUUUUAGUGAUGAUGAGAUACAGACUCUAUUAGAUCAAACGGAAAGCAGGAAUACGAAAAAUGUUAUCAACGUUGCGAAAAAUAUUUUUGAACAAUAUAUCAACGAAAUGCUUCAACGGAAUUACGAUGAUAUACAAGAUAUACCUGCCGAAGAAUUGGCUCUUGUUCUGAAGAAAUUUUAUUGUAACGUCAGAAAUCGCAAUGGAGGGCCUUAUGCUAAGAAAACAAUGAUUUCUCUCAGGUACGGUUUACAGAAAACAUUUGAAAAAACGCACAAAUUUGACAUUGUAAAUGACGACAGAUUCAAGGAGGCCAACAAAAUUUUUCAUGCUUGUUUGAAAAAGCUGAAAAUGGAAAGGGGUGGUGAAAGCAAACAUAAGGAAAUUAUUUCCGAGGAAGAUAUAAGAAAAUUGUAUUCAACCGAUACUUUAUCGACUAAAGACCCUAAAUCUCUGCAAUUUAAGGUGUUUUUUGAACUGAUGAUGUUUUUGUGUAACCGCGGAAGGGAAAACCGCCGCAAUAUGACCAAAGAUUUUGUAGUAAACACUGAUGCUAGUGGGAGGAGAUAUGUUGUAAAUGUGAAACCAAGGCUCACUAAAAAUCACCAGGGUGGAACACAUGAUGUGGAUGAUGGUGGUGGUAGGAUGUACGAAAAACCAGGAACCCCACACUGCCCUGUUCUAAGCUUCGAGAAAUACCUGACGAAAUUAAAUCCAGGUUGUCAUUUCUUAUGGCAACGGCCCAAGAGUUUUCAAGCUGAAAGUGAGGAUCCAUCGAUUUGGUAUGACAACAUGGUUCUGGGCAAGAACUCCCUCGGCCAAAUGAUGCAGAAUAUAAGUAAACAAGCAGAACUUUCUAAAGUGUACAGUAAUCACUGCAUUAGGGCUACCUGCAUAACUCUUCUGGAUGAAAGUGGGUAUGAAGGGAGGCAUAUUAUGACUGUCUCAAAACAUAAAUCGGAAACAAGUUUAAAACAUUACGUCUCAAAAGCACGGGAGAAAAAGAAACGCGAAAUGUCUAACGCAUUGGCAGAACAAGUAAUCCCACAGACAGCACCAGCUCCAGAAGUGAUCACUGCUACAAGCUCUGAUAAUGCGAAUUUAGAAAAUGUUGACUUUCUAGAAAUAGAUAGUCAGGAAUUAAACAAUAUGAUGGUUUCUGUGCUUGAACAGAAUUCAACCGUUGCACAGUCUAACAUUCCUGAGCCUAGCACCGUCAAUAACCAAAUCACGUGCGUUUCGAAAGAAAAUGUUUGUCCAAAAUACAGUUUUAAUAACUGUUCAGUCGUUAUUAAUGACUAUGGUGGAAAAAACUAAAAGUUAAAAAGCUAAUGAUUACAAACACACCCUGAAAUUUCAACCCCAGAAUAGAAUCAGCUUCUGUAGUUUCUGUUCACGUGGACCUUGUUGUUAUAUUUACAUAUAUAUUGUGAAAAUUCAUGAAUAAUAAACGUUAAUUGAUUUAUUUAUAUCUUCCGAUCUUUCAUACUUCGGUAAUGAUAUUGGGCAUGUUUUCUUUUACACUAGUGGAUACGUUGAUAAACGUACACAAUCAACAAACCAUGUGUUAG
Molecule: messenger RNA, 1866 nt
Organism: Ostrea edulis (European flat oyster)
Lineage: Eukaryota; Metazoa; Mollusca; Bivalvia; Ostreida; Ostreidae
Exons: 2
Coding region: 281-1612 (443 amino acids)
Biological process (GO): DNA recombination; DNA integration
Molecular function (GO): DNA binding
Source: RefSeq, a predicted model, not a curated record